UUUUGGUUGUGAAAAAGUGGCAGUUAUUAUAGCAUUAGAAAAACAACGGGUAGAAGAAGAAGAAGAAGAAACAAAAAAGAGGAUGCAUAAGUGCUGCACGAGUGUUUGAGGAAGCUUUGGCAUUUGAUUGAUUUGAUCAUCCAAACCUAUUUUUAUUUCCUUUCGCCAUUUUGUUAUAUUUGGCUUCUGUGGUGGUUGAUUUUUGUAUUGGUCUUCCAUUUAUCCUUUUUCUUCAAUCUUUAUCUCCCUGGUUUACUUGGUCUAUGUCUCAACAAAGAGAAUUUCAAAUUGUGGGUGGGAACAAUCCAGAGCAGUUCAAUGACACAACUUUUACGAAAAUCUUUAUUGGUGGAUUGGCGUGGGAAACUCAAAGAGAUACCAUAAGGCGUUAUUUUGAGCAAUUUGGAGAGAUUCUUGAGGCUGUUGUGAUCACAGAUAAGACUACUGGGAGAUCCAAGGGUUAUGGAUUUGUUACCUUUAAGGAUCCAGAGGCAGCUAUGAGAGCAUGCCAAAACCCUGCACCUAUUAUUGAUGGAAAGCGGGCAAACUGCAAUCUUGCUUCCUUGGGUGCUCAAAAGACUCCUCCAAUGAUUUCUCAACAAGGGGCGGGACGGUUUAGACCAGCACAUGGUCCUGGAUUGACGGCACCGCCUAGCUAUCAUGGUUCCCCAUCAGCUUAUAUCCAACAACCUGCCUGUCAAUAUUCAAUUCCUUACUCAGCUUAUGGGUACACCGGAUUUUCACAAGAAAGCAUUUAUCCUUUGAACUAUUAUAGUCUCUAUGGAGGUCAACAGAUUUCACCUUACUACACUUCUGGGGCAUCAAUAACACCAGGGAUGUUUCAUAAUUUUUUUCCACUUUAUGCACAAAAUAAUCAAGCUCAUGGUUUUGGAGUUCAAUAUCCGCAAAUCGUACAAUACCCGUAUUUGCCUCAACAAUAUAGCUCAACGAUAAACCUGUCACUUCCAUCUUCAAUGCCAAUGGCAGCAACUACCACAGGAACUGCAGCGACGGCGGCAACGACAUCAACACCACCAUCAACAACAACAACGCCACCUACAGCAAUAGGGGUAGUGGGAAUGUGAUCAAGCCAUUCACAAGCUACUGAAAACAAACCAACGUCCACAUCAACAAUGAAUAUACCACCACCACCUACAGCAUCAACGACAACAACAACCAGGGUAAUGGGAAAAAGGAUAGGUCCCUCACAAGCUUCCCAAACACCUACUGAAAAGAAACCAUCAUUUUAGUCAUAACUGAAGAUAAUCAAGACCUUUGAGGUAUGUGGUGUCUUUUAUAAGAUAAUCAAGAUCUUUUGAAAGGGACUUAAGCAAAAAGGAAACAUUUAGCAUAACAAGAGGCAUAACUGAAGAAAUUCCAGCAAGGGAUUUGUUUAGUCAAGGAACAUGCGUCUAAACCUCACUAAUUCAUCACCUAAUUUAGACAUCAAAA
Messenger RNA from Gossypium raimondii (Peruvian cotton), 1452 nucleotides. RefSeq lists its product as uncharacterized. The transcript is spliced from 6 exons. Lineage: Eukaryota; Viridiplantae; Streptophyta; Magnoliopsida; Malvales; Malvaceae. The coding region runs from base 264 to 1085 and encodes 273 amino acids. The record is from RefSeq and is a predicted model, not a curated record. Gene Ontology annotation, molecular function: RNA binding.